Messenger RNA from Naegleria lovaniensis, 1494 nucleotides. RefSeq lists its product as uncharacterized. Gene Ontology annotation, biological process: mitotic spindle organization. The record is from RefSeq and is a predicted model, not a curated record. The transcript is spliced from 3 exons. Gene Ontology annotation, cellular component: cytoplasm; dynactin complex. Bases 1 to 1494 code for a protein of 497 amino acids. NCBI's taxonomy places the organism in Eukaryota, Heterolobosea, Eutetramitea, Acrasida, Naegleriidae.
AUGGAAAAUACAACAUCGGGAUCUUCCUCACCUUCAUUAUCUGCCUCUGGUAAUAACUAUGAAAACAUCAAAUCAAAGGCUUCUCCGUGGCUGGAGAAACGUCGUUCCAUGUCCUUGCUCCAUCGGAAUAUGAGUCUAGACGCGAAUUCUCCCAAUCAGCCAGUCUCUCCAAUUCCUGGUAAUUUUCCUUCAAGUAAGGGUUUGCUGAAUAUUGCUCUCGACAACAACUCGCCCCAGGGUCAUCCUUCUCAUUCGCUUCCUUCUUCAAGAUACCCUUCUCCACCAACAAGUCCUACUUUCCGAAGAGUUUCUGCAGUCUCAAAAUCAUUGUUCGAAGGCCUACCAGGGUUUAAACGAUCAUCACAAGAACAAUUCGAAUAUAUUCCUCCUAAAGAAGAUAAACAAAACUCUGUAAAAAAGAACAAACCUCUAAUCAAAGAGAUUGAGGAAAAGUCACUAAACGCUUCGAAAUCAUACAAAUUCUUUGAGGAAGUAAUUUUAAACCCUAAAUUAUCUGGAAAUCGCUUUAAAAGAAAGUCUGCUGUCUAUCAAUUGAAUUUAUUGUCAUCAGAAUCAGACACUGCAGAAAUCACAAGUCAUAGCAUGGAUGAAUCACCAGCAGACAAAUUUCAAAGACUAAAACAUGAAGUGGAUACGUUUGUUUCCGAAAUGGAAAACCUCUCAUUGUCCCAAAAGAAACUGCUUUCAGAAAGUACUUCGUUUUACAGAACUAUGUUUGAGAAGUCUCAAGAACUACAAAAACAGUUAGGUGCGCUCACAGAGAACAAACACAUUUUACCAGGACUAUUGUCUCAGAACGAGUUGGAAGCAAAUUCAUUACAGGUCCUUUCCUCUUUGGAUCAUGCACAACAGGCGAUGGGAAUUAUGUUUGAGCAGCAAGUAAAUCAAGCUACAAUUGACGAUGGAACCUUUGCAUUAUCUAAAUCCAGUGUUGAGGACGAGGAAACAUACAAAAUUUUGAGGCUUGAAAAACGGUUGGCCUUACUUGAAAAACUUGUUGGAAAUGGAGAAGAAUCCUUUCCAGGUGAGACUUCCAGCAUUGAGAGCGUGUUGUCAUCCCUAGAAAAGAAGCUUAACAUGCUUGAUCCAUUUUUGUUGCAAUCGCUAGAAUCAAGAGUGAAAUUUAUUUCAAAAGAACUGGAUACCAUUUCAACUUCUGAAAAUCAUUCAAGUUUCAACUCUGAAAAAGUGGAUAGUUUAUUUCAAAAAGUAAGCAAAUGGGAUGAGCUAGCAAAGCAGGUUCCAAUGAUUGUAUCUCGUUUACAAACUCUAAAAAUUGUACAUGAUGAAGCAAUUUACUUUGCAGGUACGGUUACAAAGCUGAAAGAACAACAAGAGGAGCUAAUGGAUCUUUUACAUGGAAAUGAGGACGUUUUGGCAAAUUUCAACCAAAAUUUUGCUGAAAAUCUCACAAUCAUUAAUAAUAACAUGAAAUCUCUUCAAGAGAGAAUUAAAAAUUUGGAAAAGAAAUAG